Molecule: messenger RNA, 5682 nt
Organism: Castor canadensis (American beaver)
Lineage: Eukaryota; Metazoa; Chordata; Mammalia; Rodentia; Castoridae
Source: RefSeq, a predicted model, not a curated record
CUGCCCAACAUGUUUGGUGACCUUCGGUCCACGUUUAUUGCCUUGAUGAUUGGAUCUUACGCCUCCUCGGCAGUCACCUUCCCAGGAAUCAAGCUCAUCUAUGACUCUGGUGCCUCCUUCAUCGUCAUCCUUGUGGUCUGGGCCGGAUGCUCUGGGCUGGUUUUCCUCAACUGCUUCUUUAACUGGCCCCUGGAGCCCUUCCCAGGGCCAGAGGACAUGGACUAUUCGGUGAAGAUCAAGUUCAGCUGGCUGGGCUUUGACCACAAGAUCACAGGGAAGCAGUUCUACAAGCAGGUGACCACAGUGGGGCGCCGCCUGAGUGUGGGCAGCUCCAUGAGGAGUGCCAAGGAGCAAGCUGCAUUGCAGGAGGGUCACAAGCUGUGCCUGUCAACCGUCGACCUGGAGGUGAAGUGCCAGCCAGAUGCUACAGCAGCCCCCUCCUUCAUGCACAGUGUGUUCAGCCCCAUCCUGCUUCUCAGCCUGGUCACCAUGUGCGUCACGCAGCUGCGGCUCAUCUUCUACAUGGGGGCUAUGAACAGCAUCCUUGAGUUCCUGGUUAGCGGUGACCAGAAUGCAGUCGCCCUCUACACCUCCAUCUUUGGCGUGCUCCAACUACUCUGCCUGCUGACAGCCCCUGUCAUCGGCUACAUCAUGGAUUGGCGGCUGAAGGAGUGCGAAGAUGCCUCUGCGGAGCCUGAGGAGAAAGACGCCACCCAAGGCGAGAAGAAGAAGAAGAAGCGGGACCGGCAGAUCCAGAAGGUUACCAAUGCCAUGCGGGCCUUUGCCUUUACAAACCUGCUGCUUGUGGGCUUUGGGGUGACCUGUCUCAUUCCCAAUCUGCCUCUACAGAUCUUCUCCUUCAUCCUGCACACGGUCGUGCGAGGAUUCAUCCACUCUGCUGUGGGGGGCUUGUAUGCUGCUGUGUACCCGUCUACACAGUUUGGCAGCCUCACAGGACUGCAGUCUCUGAUCAGCGCACUCUUUGCCCUCCUACAACAGCCUCUGUUUCUGGCCAUGAUGGGUCCCCUCCAAGGAGACCCUCUGUGGGUGAACGUGGGACUGCUGAUCAUGAGCAUGCUAGGGUUUUGCCUGCCCCUCUACCUGAUCUGCUACCGGCGCCAGCUGGAGAGGCAGCUGCAGCAGAAGAGGGAAGAUGACAAGCUGUUCCUCAAGAUCAAUGGCUCAUCCAACCAGGAGGCUUUUGUCUAGUGCCACCACCUCACAGCUGUGGCCUCCUGCUCAUGCUUCAGUGACUGACCGAGACACUCCUCCCCACCCCAGAGGACCCCACCCCCCAGGAUCAUCUCCUUCGCCACAAUGGAGUCCUCAUCCUUCACAGGGCCCUGGUCCUGCUUUGGAGCUCCAUGGAGGAAAGACAGGAGAGAACCCAGGACGGGCGAUUUUCCUCUGCUGGAAGCAUGGCUGCCCUGGCCUUGCUCUAACCCCCAAGGGACGCUGGGCCUUAGGUCUCCCGUGUUGCCUGCAGGAGGAGCCCAGGGCACACUCAGCAGGCAGGCUCUCUUUCUCAAGGGUCUGGAUUCUGACUCUCGCCAAGGCAGAGGUGCCUGCUGUCCACGCCCUGCCACAUGCCCCUCGGCUGCAUGUCCAUCAAGCACGCCUGCCCGAGGACAAAGGCCUGCACUGACUGCAUCCCCUUGCCUGGCCCCUCACCUCCUCCCCUGGCCAGUCUGAGGCUGCCUGAGGAAGGAAGGACCCGCUUCCUGUUGUUGGUGCUAACCCCUUUGUAAUCGCAGCCCCCUGUGGCCUGUCUGUGGCCAGUCCUCUCAUUGGUGGCCUACAGAGAAUCAUCCCCCACCACCACCACGCCCCGGCUCACAGCCUGGGGAGAGGUUGAAGGGCAGGAUGGGAAGACAAAGACUCAGGAGUCAUGGACAAGGCUGAUCGGUCAUAGCUCACCUCCCUUUGUGGAUGAGUGGAGCACAUUGCCACUGCCACUCUGGGUUCAGUCUGCGACCUGAAGGGAAUUAAAGGGGCGCCACCAAGUUACCCCACUAUACACAACUGUUUUUGUGGGGCAGAAAUAAGGCUGUGGUUGACAGACAUGGAGCAGAGAAGUGGGUUGGUGAGGGACAGAGGUGUGUGUUCCUGUGGGGUGUGUGUGUAUAUGUUGGUGUGUGUGAGAUGAUGGUGGGCUCUAGAGUCUGCUCUUACCCCACUAACUAGACCAAGAGCCAGCCUGGUCUGCAUAGGCCCAGAACCUGAGAGUCAGCCUUGCACAUAGCCAGAAGCUUGUCCAGGGCCGUGAGGCCACAGCACCCCCUGCUGGUAGACUCAUCAGGGCUCUGGAGCUGUUCACAUGGGAGAGGCCAGACCUACCUGGCUUACCAACCCUCCCACCUUGACAGUCUCCAGAAAUGUGUCUGAGACUUAUCAGAGUGCCAAAAGGGGUAGGUUGAUUUUUUUUUAGGCAUAUAGUUGUUUUCUCAAGUUUUAUGGGACUUCUUUUUAUAAAGCAAUAAAUCCACUUUCCUCCUGGUAAGGGAUGACCUAGCAUCAGCUGACUGCUGUAUGUGCCUGUUUUGAGCUUGAGAGGAAAAGGCAGGACAGGAUGUUCUACCAUUGACCUCCCAAGCUGUACCUGGCUGCUCACCAUUUCCUUGGGUGACUUGUCUGGGGAGCAACAGGGGGCCAGAAAAGACCUUACAGCCCCACCUAGACAAAUUCAGCUUCACAGAAGUGUUGUCUGCUCCCUUCUGUCCGUCUCAGCCAAACUGGCUAAUCUUGAUCCCUUCUCAUUGUCUACACAGAUGUCCUGUCGCUGUCCCACAACCUCUAGGGUUCCUCCUGAGCACAGGACAUGGGAUGACCCCAGAAGAACCAUGGGCUCAGAGAACAACAUCAGUAUGUGGCUGGGGGAUAGAGAAGAGAAAGGGACAGACCCAGGCCAAGUUGAAGCUCCACAGUAACAAUGAACCACCAGAUCUCGGCUCUGGUCUGCUCAAAUGUUAAAAAUCACAACCGCAAAAAACUGGGGAUAUAGCUCAGUGGUAGAGCACACGUUUAGCAUGUGCAAGACCCCGAAAAGAACUGUCUUCACAUUUUCAGAACACUGGCCUGUGAUGGUUUAAUGUUUAGUCUGGUUUUAAAAUAGUCUAUAUGGGAAAUGCUGAGUUAAAGUCAAGCAGAUUUCUUCACAGCAAGCACAGCACUUUGCCACACUGUAAGCAUCAUGGUUGUCCAAGAAGGGAUGUGGCACUGGGUGUUGUGGUGUACCUUUGUCUGUAAUCCCAGCACUGAGGUAGGGGGGCUGAGGCAGAAGGAUAGGGAGUUUGAGGCCAGCCUGAGCUACAUAGAGAGACCCUAUCUCAAAAACAAACCAAAAAGAAGGGAUGUGGCAUGCUGCUAAGGCCUGGCUGUAACCACUUGAAUUAUCUCCCCCCUGUGACCUGAUGACCACCUGCUGCUGAGGCUCCUGGGGUCUUAAAAUUGUGGACUCCAGAUCUUUUUCUGCCUUGGUUCUGUUGCCACCAGGGUUUGGUACUGGUGGAGAGGAAGGCAGUUUGGAGAAAUGCUGACUGGCAAGGUCUCUUGUAAGCUAGGAACAUUGAGGUUAGACAGAUACGGCUUGUGCUGUCCUCUGCAGCACCUAGGCCCAGCAGCCUUUAGGGUGUGGCAGUUUAAGGGAAAAUGCUGGCAUUGGGAAAGUAGAAAUGGGGGUGAAAAACAGGCCAUAGCCAACAGUGCGGGAGGAUUAGAGGCUCGAACAUGGGAGUGGCAAACCAGAGGCCAGUCAUAAUUACCCUGACUUUGAAGUGUUGAUAAGUUACAUGUUUUCCUGUUAUCAUUGAAUCAUAGUAACAAUCUAGAGUGAAAUAGAUGCUAUGUUAUCAUCUCCAUUUUACAGUUGGAAACACUGAGGCUCAGAGAGGUGGAGUAGCUUGCCCAAGAUUAGAACCAGGACUCAAAUGUAAAUCUUAUGUCAUCAGAGCGGCCAAAGCCCUGUAGACUAGGACAUCGCACUCAGACCUGCAGCUCCAGAGGCUGCCAGGCCAUUAGUCGGGUGGCAACAGCCUGAGGAGGGGGAACAAGUUCAAGUAUGGUCUCCAUUUCUUGGAUCCAAGGUUUCCUCAGGAGUAGACUGAGUUCUACUUGGUAGAAUCAUUUGAGUCCUGAAGGUUGAUGGGUUACCUGGGAGUGCAAUGCCUGGUCACCCCAGUCUCAAAAUGGAGUGCCUUAAGAUGAGGAUGGGACCACAGGGUGGUCACAGGCAGGGUGCCAAGUGGCCAUGCCUUCCAUUCUUUCCCCUUGUCCUCCAGGGUUGGGAGUGAGGGAGAGGAAGGCACGGAAAUGAUGUCCAGCCUUGUGAUUUCAGAGUGAGGCCAAGGACAAGACCAGCCUCAGGGACAGUGCUGGGACCCCCUCUGUAGUCUCUCUAGACCUUGGUCUGGGCAUUCUUUGUGUAUGACUUCCUCCAAGCCUUCUAGACUUCUAUCUGCAGUUCCCCCUGCUGGGCCUGUGCACAGAGCCCCGUCCACCAUGGUAAAGGCCAAAGACAAGGUGCAGGCCUUAGGGUCUCUGUUUCACUCCACGUCCCUUUCCCUCCUGUGCCAAUAUUGCCCUGGUCAAAAGAACAACAAACCCUUAUCAUGGCCCAGGCAGUCUGAGGGCAUCGUAUUGCCCUAGGCCCCAAAGACACCGAAAAAGGAAGGAUAGCCAGUGUUGGAGUCAUACAGGCAGGACUCUCCCAGAUGGUAGCACAAAUACUAAGUGGAGUUUUGGGGGUGUUUUUUGUUUUGAGACAGUUUUGCUAUGUCACUGAAGCUGGUUUGGAACUUUCCAUCCUCCUGGCUAAGUGGAGGUUUUGAUAUACUUCUUGGUUGUACAGAUUUUAGCAGAUACACAUUCUGAUAGAUGUCGAGCAGGGACAUCUAGAAGCAACCUGUGGUGAGGCGCUCCUUCAGAUAACUCAGUUCUGCCUUUUCAACAGAGCUGGGCUUCAGGGGCCAUUUCCAUAGCAGUGUCUGCCCCCCUAUACACACACACAAUGGUUUCUUAUGGGGUCUUUGGACAGCAAGGCGCCUUACCGUGCCUAUUACCAGGGGCCCAACUUCAGAGUGGUAGCCCAUUUUCCUCAAAUAUAGACCAUGGGCUUAGGAGGGUAGAGCCCAGGACCGCCCAAAGCAAGAGAUUGCUUUUCAGGCAGCAGCCCUUCCCUGGGAUGGAGGGUCAGGGUAAGCAGGGGUGAACAAAGCUUCCCGAGUGUCACAAAGGUUCUGCAUCCUUCAUGAGGUCAGCCCGUCACAACUCUGGCCUCUCCCUGCCAGCAUGGAGCCACCACCUGUGUUCCUUGGUCCCUAAAGUUAGUUAUUCUCACUGUCCUGGGCAGAUCCAAGACUGAACCAGGGACACUAGCAGCUCCCUGACCUUGACCCUUUUCAAUACUGAAAAGAUAGAGAAGAGCAGAGGUUAAGAACCUUAGGCAAGUCUUGAACCUCAGUUCCUGUCUAUAAAAUGGAGUCAACAGUGCCCUCCAAGAACAGCUAAGUGUACCGUGUCUGCAUGGUAGUACACCUGGCAGUUUGUAGAUAUUCAACCACAGAAGGCAUUAUGAACUGGGAAGAGAGUGGACGGGCUGGAGGCAUGGCUCAAGUGGCAGAGCGCCUGCCCAAAGAGUGUGAAGCCCUGAGUUCAAACUCCAGUAUUGCAAAAAAAAAAAAAAAA